AUGUUGCCCUCGAAACCGCCCGGUGCACAGACAGCCUACAAGACCUUUCGACCCAUGACUCCACCAGCACAGACAUCCACUAUUUGGGAAUUAGGAAAUAUUCCUAUUGCCCCCGGGUUCUACAAAGCAGAUGAGGAUGACCAACUGGUUUUCCAAACUUUGCCCAAACUGCAAAUCACACAGCCUAAUCUCGGGGGCUUCAACCUUGGAAACCAACUUUCACCCCAAGUCUCUCAAUCGCGUGCACGCCUCGAUUUCUCAUCGCUAAAACGACCCCCGGAACUCAUGCCAGCAUUCUCGUCGAAAAGAAAACGUUCCCAAAAUCACCUAUCUCGUUCAUCGACUUCCGAUGUCACAUCGUCAGAGGAGCUGCCCUGGGAUAUAUGCGAGAUUCUCUGGAACAUGAAGACCCCUUCACUCAAAUAUCAUCAACGGAAGAUUGAGAAUGGUGCAACUUGUUACAGUUACUUUGCGAAGGAGGGAAUUGUCAGGGAACUAGCACGUCGAGAGAAGGGCGGAGGAAGUCACUGA
This is a messenger RNA of Penicillium expansum, 531 nucleotides long. RefSeq lists its product as uncharacterized. NCBI's taxonomy places the organism in Eukaryota, Fungi, Ascomycota, Eurotiomycetes, Eurotiales, Aspergillaceae. The transcript has a single exon. The record is from RefSeq and is a predicted model, not a curated record. The coding region runs from base 1 to 531 and encodes 176 amino acids.